Molecule: messenger RNA, 1230 nt
Organism: Monoraphidium neglectum
Lineage: Eukaryota; Viridiplantae; Chlorophyta; Chlorophyceae; Sphaeropleales; Selenastraceae
Product: putative nucleoporin
Exons: 10
Coding region: 1-1230 (409 amino acids)
Biological process (GO): protein localization to nuclear inner membrane; transcription-dependent tethering of RNA polymerase II gene DNA at nuclear periphery; RNA export from nucleus
Cellular component (GO): nuclear pore inner ring; nuclear pore
Molecular function (GO): structural constituent of nuclear pore; protein binding
Source: RefSeq, a predicted model, not a curated record
AUGCAGCCGCCGGCGCUGUGGCAGCGCGAGGCCGACGGCGCCGCGGCCGCCGCCGCCGCCGCCUCCGCCGCGGCUGCGCCCGGCGGUGGCGGCGGCGGCGGGGUCUAUGACAGCGACGAGCGGAUCGCGGAUUCGUGGCGUCACGUCAAGCAGGUGGCGCGCGAGGGGGCGAAGGACUACGACCUGCUGGACCUGCUGCAGAACACGCGGCGCGAGGAGACCUACUCGUUCCCUGUGCCAGGGUGGCCGUCCCUGCUGCGCCCUCUUUCGUCGGCGAUGUCCGAGCUGCCGGCCAUGGUGCAGGACAAGUACCGCACCUGCCAGACCAUGUGCUUUUGCGGCGUGUUCCCCGAGAUCCGCCGCGCCUGGGCCAGCGUCGACAACUCGCUCUUCCUCUGGAGAUACGACAGGGGGGGCGACGUGCCGGUGGAGUACUGCGGGGAGGACCAGGCGAUCUGCUGCGUGGCGCUGGCGCGGCCGCGGCCGGGGGUGUUCCUUGAGGCGGUGAAGCACAUCGUGCUGUUGGGCGUCUGCAUCGGCCCCUCCAAGGCGGGCGGCGCGGCGGCAGACCCCUAUGAUAACCUGUCCCUGCAGGCCAUGCCGCUGUACUGCGUCCCGAGUGACAACGUGGUCAUGACGUGCGCCGCCGCGUCACCCACCACGGGCCGCAUAUUCCUGGGGGGUGCUGAUGGCAAUCUAUACGAGCUCACCUACGCCGCAACCGACAGCUGGAGGCAGAAGCGCUGCGCCAAGGUCCGCGUCACCGGCGGCCUUCAGCAGCUGCUGCCCAGCUUCCUGCCGUCCCUGCUGUUCCGCGCCCCUGAGGCCCUGGAGCGGCUGGCCUGGGACGACGAGCGGAACGUGAUCUACACCCUGGGGGCCAACAGCAGCAUACAGGUGUUUGACCUGGGCACGGCCGGCACCGACCCGGCCCGCAAGGUGGCGGAGGUGACUGAUUUCCUUGAGGCGGCCUGCCGCGCAGCGCAGGGCGGGCAGCCCGUGUUCCGCCUGGGCGGCGACAAGCGCGGCACCGCCGUCAAGUACAUAGCGCCCAUACGUGAGAGGCCCGCGGCACUGCCGCGCGACCGGACGGCUGUGCCGUCUUCCUCGGGCUGGGAAGUUCCUACGAUGGUCUGCGUUUUGCGCGUCCGGAAGACCAUCGCCCGCGCCCUUCCCUUCCGCCCGCCCAUGCACGGCCCGCCGCCAACUGGCCCUGCGACGACCCUGUGA